Triticum turgidum subsp. durum (durum wheat) is the source of this 1542-nucleotide messenger RNA. NCBI's taxonomy places the organism in Eukaryota, Viridiplantae, Streptophyta, Magnoliopsida, Poales, Poaceae. The record is from the annotation of a GenBank genome assembly.
AUGGAGCAGUCCAGGUGGCCAGACCUCCCACAGGACGUGCUACAUGACAUCUCCAGUCGCCUUCGCGAUGCGGUCGACUUCCUCCGUUUCAGCGCCGUCUGCAGGCCGUGGCGCGACUCAUCCAAGCCGAUCCACUCCUUCCCACCGUGGCUCCUCCCCACGCCGGAGGAAGACUCCAUCCCACUAAGGUUCAGGUGCCUCUUCUCCAAGUCCAGCUACCGCGCGUUGCUGCCUAUCGCCGAGUCCGGGAGGAGGAUCUGGCUGUCUACUCACGACGCAACCACCAUCCGGUACCUCACGGUCGAACAUCAACGCCCUAGCCUGCACGACCCUCUAACCGGAGCCGUCACCCGUCUGCCUCUCUUGCCGCAUAAGUGCUGUGUGGACGGCCGAUGGGAGGAAAACCUCCACGGCGCUGUCUAUGCUGAUGGUACGACCCUUCUCUACGGUGUCUCCACCGUCUUCGAGGACACCAAGACCAUAGCCAGCUUCACGGCGGUGCUCCUGCAACCUGGUGAUGCAGAGUGGACGCUCGUGGAGACGAUCUUUGAGAACACCAAUAGGAGCCGAGAGUACUGCGCCACUUACCGUAAUGGCAGAAUCCUGGUAACUGUUGAGUCUAGCGUGUGGCAAAUCUCUACACAGCGGGGGGCUGACAACAUGGGGAUCCCAUUGCAGCGGCUACCGACUAUGUGUGGAAAUUACUUGGAGCAAUACAGUUACCUCCUUGAGUCCCGUGGCGAGCUUUUGUGGGCGACCAUCCAUGUCCGGACAUACUACAAUGAUUCGCGCAGGUUCUCCAUGUGGGUGUGCGCGCUAGACGGGGAUAAGAGACAGUGGGUGAGAAAGGAUGGCUACAGCCUGGCCGAUCGCGUCCUCUUCUUGGGGUCGCCCAACAGCUUUGCCAUCGACGCCUCCGUGCUUGUUGGCCAUGGAGGCUCCGUCUACUUCGUCUACACCAAUAGUAAGGCCGCGCCAUAUAAGCAAUACGGUGUGUUCAGGUACAACCUUGUCAAUGAUGAAGUCAAGUUCAUUGAGAGGCUGCCUCAAGGAUGGGAUUGCGAGAAGUGCACUUGGCUCAUCCCAGAAACAAUCAUGGCUCCGGUUCAGGAAAUCAAUAGGAGCUCUCUGGAAGCUCGUGGCGUGAAGAGGCAAGAGAUUAUGUGUCCAACACACGUCAUUCACGUCGAGAGAUAUUAUGAGCCUUGUUUCAAGGUGUUGGUGUACAACCUACCUCUCCCCGUGAAAAGCUCUCAGCUGCGACUCUUGUUUGGCAAACAUGGUAAAGUGUUCAGCACCGAGGUGAUCUGCGACAAGAAGACCAAGCGCUCACGAUGUAUCGGCCACGUAACUAUUUCAACAUCCCAUGCCCACCUAGAAGAUGCUCUAGAUGCUCUCAGUGGCUUGGUUUUGGAAGGUUGCAAUCUCCACAUUAACAUGGUUAAGGAGGGGCGUCCACAGCAGCAGCGGAAGAAGCUACCCUCUUUCAUCGGAGCAGCAGCGCAGCUACAUAUAGGUCCAUUCUCCUGGCUCUGGUUAUAA